Molecule: messenger RNA, 2712 nt
Organism: Electrophorus electricus (electric eel)
Lineage: Eukaryota; Metazoa; Chordata; Actinopteri; Gymnotiformes; Gymnotidae
Gene: map2k2b
Product: mitogen-activated protein kinase kinase 2b
Biological process (GO): protein phosphorylation
Molecular function (GO): ATP binding; protein kinase activity
Source: RefSeq, a predicted model, not a curated record
AUGACCUAAGUAGUCGCUUCCUGGACCGUGCCCUGCCAAGAGCUAACUAGCUAACAACAUAGCCAAACUUAGCUGCUCUCCUACCCUUCUUUAGGGACACUACAUUCUUGACAGCUGUGCGGCAGAGAGUUGGACAUCGUUUUUUUAUAUUGCUACUAGGGUAAUGUCAAAUUAUAUAAAAGCCUUUUUAGUGAGCUAACAAGUUGUUGCUUGAUAGGUAGCUACGUUAACUGAUUACAACUGCACGGGAUUAAUUGGAGCCCAGAACACUUGUAACCUUAGCUGGUGCAUAGCAUUAGUCUUUAGCUAGAUAGUGUUUCCAGUGUGAAGACUGGUUAUUCCAUUUUAACUGAACACUACAUUGAUAAUUCAUGAGUAUCACUUGGUAAGCGAAAUUCUGUGGCAGCUAGCUUAGCUAACAGGUUGGUUGUAUGUUAGCGCGCUAGAUAUAGCUAGAUAGCUAUCUUAGGUUCGCUAGCUUGCUGUGCUAUUAAGCUCCGAAAUGACGGGCCUUUCUCCGGAUACAUUUAGUAUGUAGAACAGAUUGCGUUUUUGGUCUUGCACGACGAAUUAUCGAGUCACUCUGAUUUUAAUGUCAGCGGAGUUAGCUGGAACAUUUUAGCUAGCACGAAAAUUCGCCAAGUAAAGCGCCUGUUAAGUUAACGUGUUGGUUGGCAAUCUAGACGGUCUCGUCCGCGAUUAUUCAACGAGAACUUGGUGCAUGAUGUCAGUUUAAUAGCGAUAGUAACGGUACAGUCCUUCUUGACUAGAAAGCUUGUUAUUUUCACUGGAUCUAAAGGUUGAUUUAUAUGGAUGUUUUCGUUCUAAUGAGAGUUUAGUAAGCUCAAUGACAACCCCAGUCAUUGCUCAUUAAGGCGCAUCCUCUUUAUGUCUUUGAUAUAUUAAUUCGCAUGCCAGUUUAAAAAAAGAUAGUUGGCAAGAUUGUGAAAUUGAAUAUGGCUCCCAAGAAAAGACCACUACCCUUAAUAAUCGGCGGUACAGGAGAAGCACAGACCCCAGCUUCUAAUAUCGGCGCUGCUUCAGAAGCACAUCUAGAGGCCCUUCAAAAGAAACUAGAGGAGCUUGACUUGGAUGAUCAGCAGAAGAAGCGCUUGGAGGCCUUCCUCACGCAGAAAGCCAAAGUGGGAGAGUUGAAGGAUGAUGACUUUCAGCACAUCUGUGAGCUGGGAGCAGGAAAUGGUGGUGUGGUUAAUCAAGUUUGCCACAAGCCCUCUGGACUGGUCAUGGCCAGGAAGCUCAUUCAUCUUGAGAUCAAGCAAGCAAUCAGGAACCAGAUCAUUCGAGAACUUCAGGUCCUCCAUGAGUGCAACUCUCCUUAUAUAGUAGGCUUUUAUGGAGCUUUCUACAGCGAUGGAGAGAUCAGCAUCUGUAUGGAGCACAUGGAUGGCGGUUCUCUGGAUCAGGUACUGAAAGAGGCUCGGAGAAUUCCAGAAGAAAUCCUGGGGAAAGUCAGCAUUGCUGUUUUAAGAGGUCUUGCCUACCUCAGAGAAAAACAUCAGAUCAUGCACAGAGAUGUCAAGCCCUCAAAUAUACUGGUAAACUCAAGAGGGGAAAUCAAACUGUGUGACUUCGGAGUGAGUGGCCAGCUCAUUGACUCCAUGGCUAACUCUUUCGUAGGCACAAGGUCAUAUAUGUCGCCGGAGAGACUGCAGGGCACUCAUUAUUCAGUGCAGUCAGACGUGUGGAGCAUGGGGCUGUCUCUGGUAGAGCUGGCCAUCGGCCGCUACCCGAUCCCUCCCCCAGAUGCCAAGGAGCUGGAGGCCAUCUUCGGACGCCCUGUGAUGAAUGUAGCGGGGGGAGAGAUGCACGGCACCUCCGCACGACCCAGACCCCCCGGCAGACCUGUCAGCGGACAUGGGCCUGUCAUGGCUAUAUUUGAGCUGCUGGAUUACAUUGUCAAUGAGCCUCCACCUAAACUGCCUCAUGGAGUCUUCACUGCUGAUUUCCAUGACUUUGUGACCAAAUGUCUCAUGAAAAAUCCUGCAGACAGGGCAGACCUGAAGAUGCUGAUGAACCACACAUUUAUUAAGCGCUCAGAGGUGGAAGAGGCAGACUUCGCAGGCUGGUUGUGUAAAACCAUGGGCUUCAACCAACCCAGCACCCCCACUCGGACAACUGAAUAACUAAAUUAAAGAACAUGUUUCCUUAAAGACACACACACACACACACACACACACACACACACACCAUCAGUCUCUCUGUCGCCCACCCUUGCCUUCAGAUCUCUCAUUUGUCACUUUUGAGUCUGUCACAGUUUUGCAAACAGGACUCAUUUACGGAGCAGUUUAUAGACCUGCCAUCAUCCUGCACACAUACUCUGCCCAACCAUAAAUUGACUGAGCAGUUUUCGGGUAAGCAUAUAGACAGCUGUCGCAAAUACACUUUCACGUCCACGUAUAUGCAUGCACACAUACACAAACACAUGCACACAUUUUCAAGUUAAGGCCUCUCAGGUGAAUCUUAUAUUAAUAAUUGUAUAGAUAUAUUACUUUUUCUGGGCUUUGAUCAUGUGCUACAGUUAAUAUAUACAGUAUAAAGACAAAAUGUACAUCUCAGUCACUGUUAUCAGGCAGUCAUGAUGAGUUCAGUGCUUCAUGAGUCAUUUUUGCCAUUGACAUGAACCAGAAAUGAUUGUACGGCUUUUAGCCUUUAACUCAAUAAAAAAAAAAAUCUUGUGAUUGUAACGAUUUA